Messenger RNA from Macadamia integrifolia, 1924 nucleotides. Its product is annotated as UPF0481 protein At3g47200-like. NCBI's taxonomy places the organism in Eukaryota, Viridiplantae, Streptophyta, Magnoliopsida, Proteales, Proteaceae. The transcript has 2 exons. The record is from RefSeq and is a predicted model, not a curated record. Bases 357 to 1769 code for a protein of 470 amino acids.
CAUAGUAAGUCUUGCAUAAGCUUGAUGUGGUAGCUAGGGAGAGUAGAAUACAUUCUCUCUCUCUUUCUCACGCUCCUCUCUACACAUUUAGGACGUAGGAGCCCUUCUUGGCUGCCAACGCUGCUUUAUGCUUGAGCUACACAAACAAACAGAGAUCAGAGCAGCUCAAGAGACUGGCGCAUCCUACUUACACCAGAAUAGAACUCGACGUUAUCCAUUCAGCUGAUUAUAUUAGUGAAAGAGAAGACAAGACCAGGGAAAGAGUUACAGGAAUUAGUGAAUUGGUUGAAUCAAUCAAUCAAGACCUUAAAAAGGUUCCUUCCUUACAUUCCAAUUGCAGCAUAUACCGAGUUCCCAUGCCGCUAUUCAAAACAAACCCCGAAGCCUACAAACCUCGCCUGGUCUCCAUCGGCCCUUUUCACCGCUACGCGAACCACUUAAAGCCCAUGGAAGCACACAAGUUGUUGUAUCUGAAGGAUUUUCUAGACCGCAGCGAAUCUGAGCCGACAAUCUGCUUGGAGGAAUAUGUUGGGGCCAUGACAAAAUUGGAAAACAAAGCUCGGCAAUGUUACUCGGAAAACAUCCAACUCAAAACCAAAGACGAAUUUGCGAAAAUGAUGCUAAUUGAUGGCUGCUUCAUACUUGAACUCAUCCUCAAGACUAAUUAUCCAGAUGAGCACAGACGCCCUGAUGAUCCCAUAAUGAAAGCGACAUGGAUGUCUACGGUUAUAAAGUGCGACCUGAUUCUACUAGAAAAUCAACUUCCCUUAGAUGUUCUUCGGCAUCUCUACCAAUUAUUCACCCAGAAUUCCAAGUCUAAAUAUGGAGUACUUGAUACACUCAUUUCCAAUUUCUUCCAAGAUCUUGUGGCGCACCCCCAAAUUAACCAUAUCUCUGAAAAUCAAUUUCGACACUUUCCUAUAGUCCAGAAGUUUUUCCUACCCGCGAACAAAGUUGAAGAAGAGGCAGAAGAACCGUCGAUACCCAAGAAAACAGAGGCCUCCACUUCAGUACUGGAAGAAGCUGAUGAUGUUGAAGCAAAACUUGAAAAAUACUCCCAAGCAAAGCACUUGCUUCAUUUUGUACGAGAAUUGUUACUUCCAUCACCCCCCAAGAAAACAGAGGCCUCCACACAGCGUUCGUGGGCAUGGCUGGAUGGUGUGAUGAGAUGGGUUUGGAGGGUACAGCCACGGGACCCGAAGAGAAAUCCUGAUGAAGACACGUUCGUGUGCAUUCAUUGUGCAACAGAGCUGGGAGAGGCCAACGUCAAUUUUAAGAAGGAAGAUCCAGAGAAGACACAUUUGUUGAACAUGACAUUCAAAAAUAAAGAGUUGAAAAUUCCAACCAUUAAAAUUCAGGAUGGGACGGAGUCUCUACUUCGAAACCUCAUCGCCUUUGAGCAGUAUUGUGAUCAUGAAGAUAGGCCUAUCACAAGUUAUGCUUCCUUCAUGGAUGACCUUAUCAACUCUACCAAGGAUGUCGCGUUGCUUGAGGAAAACGGAAUUAUUGAGAACUUACUUGGCGAACCAAAAGACGUGACUAAGUUAUUUAACGCUCUUCUCAAAGAGGUCACUAUAGGGAAAGACGACUUCUCCAGCGUUCGCAGAGCAUUGGUGGAUCAUUACAAGAACCCAUGGCACAAAAGUAUAGCAAGUUUGAAGCACAAUUAUUUUAACACUCCAUGGGCGUUUAUUGCUUGCUUUGCUGCAUUACUUCUCUUCCUCUUGACGGUGGUACAGACCAUUUGUUCCAUCUUAAGUCUUAAAUGAACUAUUCAGUCUCUGUAAAUUAAUAUCUGUGAUCCUCUCAUGAUGAUCGAUAAAUCUUGGCCAUAUAUAUCACAUUGUUCGUAUGCUUUCUUAUAUGGUAUAAUAUGGUAUUGGUCUUGGUUGAUAUUGAUCUAGAUCGGCUUGUAUCAUCUUUG